AUGACCUCCCACCGCGAUGACACCAAGCGCCAGUGCACCGCAGACGAUAGGGAUCUUGCCGUUCAAUCAAUUACAGUGACCGUACACAACCAAGAAAAUAACAUCGACGGGGUCCCUAUCCACCGCAACCACGCCACGAUCUAUCCCAUUGUCCCCAGGGAAAACUCCAUUCGGAUAGAUAUGGUACUCAACUCAGCAGACGAUACCGCAGGCUUUCUGGAAGCCAUAUACUGUUACUACACGCAAUCACGCGGCUCUUUGAUGAACUUCGGUCUUUCUGUACGCCCUGGGCUUCUUGUCCAUGAUGUUGUUGACCUGAUAUACGCAAACGGCCGUCAAAGAUACAGGUUUACACGAUCCCUGACCGGCUGUCGAUUUUGGGUGUCUACCGUGAUCUACGACUUUGAAGCGGCCGGCUUCUUGUCGUCCUGGAGUUACUAUAAUGCUGAUGACAUCAAGGAGCGUCUCCAGUACAGAUAUGUAGUUGGACAGGCGCCCGAGGGAAAUGAAAUGGAGCAGGGCUGGUUCUUUUGA
Molecule: messenger RNA, 534 nt
Organism: Penicillium cataractarum
Lineage: Eukaryota; Fungi; Ascomycota; Eurotiomycetes; Eurotiales; Aspergillaceae
Exons: 2
Coding region: 1-534 (177 amino acids)
Source: RefSeq, a predicted model, not a curated record